AUGACUUCACCACAACACAAUCUGAAUUCACAAGAACUUCAACCAUACGGGGGCGAUGAUGUCUUCGAUGAAUUUCUCGACCUAGAUUUCUUGAGAAACAACAAUGCAAUGGAAGAAGAAGUCGACAUUGACGCAAUGUCGAAUUCUGACUUGUUUAGAUAUUUUUUGGAAGGUGAACUAGCUAAAGAUUCUUCGAAUUCAGCAGCGGCCACCACUGCAGCAGCAACAGUAGUAGAAAUUGAACAACAAACUGCUGCUACUUCUUUUCCGACUCCUAUGCAAGAUGUGACCGAAGACUUUGCGUUGUUGCCAAGUCCAGCAAUGUCGCCUGAAGAUUUAAAACUAAAUGUGUUGACGACACCCACACCAUUGACUCCUGUCUCACCGUUUGCCGACAUACAUGAAAUUACACAACAAACACCAACGCAGCAAACUAUAACUAAUACAGCUGCUGUUGCACCAUCUUUGGCUGUAUUAAAUGCACAGUUGGCCGAGUUGUUGGCCAAAUUGCCUCUAAUAAAACAGGAGUCGAUAAAUGAUAAUAACAAUAAAUCAAUUACUCAAAAUCCUCCGUCAUCAACCUCAAAAUCGCUUACGGAAUUACAAAUUUCUAAAACUGGAUCCAAUUCACAUAGUGGCGGUAGUAGUAUCGCAUCGCCAAGCUCACCACCACCUACACACAAUAUUAGUAACCACCACAGCAGCACUUUGACAGAAACAAGAAGCGAUGUCGAUCUUAAAAAAUUGACAUCGAAAGAAAGAAGACAACUUCGUAAUAAGAUUUCUGCAAGAAAUUUCCGUGUUCGAAGAAAAGGUGAUAAUUAUUCUUUUUCUACUAAUCAACAACAAGAAGAAGAAAUCAAUCUACUUAGACAAGCUCUUGCCCAUCUACAAGAUGAGAACACAAAACUACAAGGUGAAGUAAAAGAACUACGCAAACAACAGAAAAGACCAUCAAAUACACCGUUUGCUGCAUCGUCACCUCAUCUUACAUCAAAAGAUGUCAACAAUGGGGUAAACUUGGCCCUCCUUAAUAAUAAUGUUAGCAAUAACAAUCGAUCAUCAUCCUCAUCGUCACCUUCAAAUAAUAACCGUCUUCUUGUUAUCCCGAAUGUCAACAAGGACACACCAUCAUCGCCAUCUCAAUCACAGCAGAAAUGGAAAGAUUCACGAGUCAGAGUCCAGACGACAUUUAUUCCGGAAUUUAGUCUUGACAAACAGCUGUUUAUGGAUAAAUCACAGAAUUAUUCCAAUUAUUUUGGAUAUCACCCAUCAUCCACGCCUUCAAUGACGCUUGACGGUGAACAUGAACAGAUGAAGUGGAUAGCUUAUUUAUUAUUCUCAACACUCGCACAACAACUAUCAUCCUUAUUCAUACAAGCUCUCUGUACAAUACCACGAAAUGAAUUGAUUGCUGGUUUAUUCCCGCAUAAUAAUGAUAGCAACAACAAUAAUCAUGUUGAAUCAUCAUCUACGAUAAAUACUAUCAGUGAAAUGGAACCAGACAUCAUACCUAGUUUGACGAUGAUUCGGAACCAGGACGAAGAAAAAUUCUUAAUUUCGAGAAUCGAGCAAGAAAAUGAUGAUAUCGAGGCAUCGUCAUCAUCAUCUUUACUUGAUAAUAACUUAUUAGUUGAAGACGCCAAAGAAGCAUCUGUCCUUGAUUGGCUUUACGAUACGAUGGUGCGACAUGUUGUGGAACAAAGUCAAGUCGAGGCGAGAAUGCACGAAUUACAAAGCGAUUGGGUGGGCGAUGAGUUGGAAGAUAAUGUCUUACCUUUACUCUUUUAA
Molecule: messenger RNA, 1791 nt
Organism: Ambispora gerdemannii
Lineage: Eukaryota; Fungi; Glomeromycota; Glomeromycetes; Archaeosporales; Ambisporaceae
Source: the annotation of a GenBank genome assembly